GAUCCUUAACCCACUGAGCAAGGCCAGGGAUCCAACCUGCAUCCUUAUGGAUGCUAGUGAGAUUCAUUUCCUUUGAGCCACAACAGGAACUCCCUGGAGUACUUUUAAGUGACAUUAAUCUAGGGGCUGGGUCACAUAUCCUCAGAGGCCCUUUGAGUGACUUAUCUAGGUUACAAAGGCGAUCUCUGUGCACUUUUGGAAUCUGUUACAUCCCUACAAUAUGGGGGCUGAGGUAUGGCCUUCGGACAGGCUCAAGGGGCUCUAAAAACCUAACUCCCAAUGUGUUCAGAAGUCUCGAAAGCAUUUCAGUGUUGUCUGGCCUAGGAACUAUAGGGCUAUGGAUGGAGUGAAAUCUCAUCACCCAGGAGAUCUUUAAGAGUAUUUCUGCUGGACCAUCUGGACAAUGGAGAGAGACGGCAGUGUUUCAGCGAGGUUUGAAUGAGGUCACUUCAGUUAAACACUUGCUCAUCAGCCCUGUCCUGUGUGUGCAAGCCUUCAUAGCCACCGAGGAGAGAGAGAGCUGAACCAUCCAUCAUAGCCCCUGCCUUCAUGGAGCUGACCAUCUCAAAGGAGGAAGGUAGCUUAAUAAACAAGUAAUUUAAGUACAAUAUAAUAUAAGUAAUAUAAGUACAAUGAGUGUUCUUGAUGGAGAUUGGCACUCCAUUUUUUCUUAAGAGGAGUAUCACCUUAGAGGAUCAAGUGGAGAUGGUGUGCCAGCACAUAGCAUAAAUGGAUAUCUAGAUUGCUUGGGAGCAAGUGACAGGGUAAAGGCUUCUUAUGGUUCAGUUGAAGGCUGCUAUGUCAUAAUUAAUCUCCUCUUUGUUCAUUCUCACCCAUUCACAUUACUGACCUAGAUAGUCUGUCAUCUAGGGGAGGACCAAAAGGAAUCACAGAGCCAGGGAUGUUGCUGGGGCUGGAGCUCCUGGGAGAAUUUUUAAAAGAGCCUUUUCUCCUUUUCCUGGGGAAUCGUGAGUUGAAGCUGAAAAUCUCAGCCUCUUCUCACUUAAUGCUGUGUCUGGUCUGAAUCUUCCUGGAGCCCCGUAUCGGUACUAAAACAUUGUUUAAACAUUGCUUAUAGGUUCUCUGGCCCCAGGUGACUGGGGGCGCUGCUGGGCCACCCUAAGUUGCUGCCUUGCCUCAUUACUGGCCCCAGCAGGGAAGAGAAUGGGUGCGUUCAGCUCGCACACGCACGCGGUGAAGUGCUGGGGAUCGCACUGAGCAGCCCCAGCUUGCCCCACCCUGCUGGGGAAGGGUGAGGAUUUUAUUUAAGGUGGUCUGGGACAUUUAGGCACCAGGCCUCUCUGGGCAUCUCAGUUUAAGAUUCCCAGGUUUGCAGAGGGCUUGGACCAAGGCUCCCCUCCCCCUCUAGGGGCGGGGCAUUUUAACCCUUUGGCGGAUGCCCAAGAAAGUGCUUAUCUUCAGAUAUUUCUGCCCCUCUCCUCUUCCUUCUCCGGCACCCACACACCCACGUUGCUCACCCACCCUCUCCCUCACUUGCUGUCCCAUCCUGGGACAAAACAUGUGCUGUGUCUUUAAAUGGGCGGAAGUGGCUGGCAGUGCUUUGCUUGGGUACUGCAUUGAUUAGGAGAUUAUAUGGAGCUGCGGGAGCUGCUGCCUGGGGGAAGAGAGGUGCAGGUUUUGCUAGGUUUUUGCAGUCCUCCCGGGCUCUCCUUGCGUUUCUUCCCCAAGGCUGCUCUGAGCCGGCGUGAGGUGAGGGUGGGUGGGUGGCUGGCCAGCCUGCCUGUUGACAGCAACUCCAGGGCUUGUUUUGCAGCCUUGCCAGCAUUACCCAUCCUCAUCAGAAACUGGCAGUGGCAGCAACCGCUCGAGCGGGCAGCUCCAGCCCCGGGCUGGGUUUGCAGAAGCUGUCCUUUGCCUCCUAGCCCAGCUUUUAGCUGGGAACGGGGAAGGAAGGAACGCAGCAGAGCACUUCUGGCUGGCGCUGUCCCUCUCUCUCUCUUUCUCUCUCUUUUCUUUCUCUUUCUGUGUUCAAGUCACAUUGCAUGGGAUUCUGUUCUUUGGGGACUUCGUCAUCUUUUCAAAUAUGUCCUGGGACCUCUGGAGCUGUAACCGGGAUGCUAACGACACGGUCAGUGGAUUAUCGUGACUGUACUAAUGAAAGGAUUCAAGCUCUCCUGCACUGCCAGUAACUCAAACCGCAGCACGCCGGCCUGCUCCCCCAUCCUCCGGAAGCGGUCUCGCUCGCCAACCCCGCAGAACCCGGACGGAGACACCAUGGUGGAGAAGGGCUCAGAUCACUCCUCGGACAAGUCCCCGUCCACACCGGAGCAGGGUGUGCAGCGCAGCUGCUCCUCACAGUCUGGCCGUAGUGGUGGCAAAAAUUCCAAGUCUCACAAGCGCCUCUCAAAAAAAAGCCAGAGUUGGUAUAAUGUGUUAAGCCCCACUUACAAGCAGAGAAAUGAAGACUUCCGAAAGCUCUUUAAACAGCUUCCAGACUCAGAGCGCCUGAUCGUUGAUUACUCAUGUGCACUCCAAAGAGACAUUCUUCUUCAGGGCCGACUCUACCUCUCUGAAAAUUGGAUCUGCUUCUACAGCAACAUCUUCCGCUGGGAAACUCUGCUGACCGUUCGUUUGAAAGACAUCUGCUCCAUGACGAAAGAAAAAACAGCUCGCCUCAUUCCCAAUGCCAUCCAAGUUUGCACUGACUCAGAAAAGCACUUUUUCACGUCCUUUGGGGCCCGGGAUAGGACGUAUAUGAUGAUGUUCCGCCUCUGGCAGAAUGCCCUCCUGGAAAAGCCCCUGUGCCCCAAGGAGCUCUGGCACUUUGUUCACCAGUGCUAUGGGAACGAGCUGGGCCUGACCAGUGACGACGAGGACUACGUGCCCCCUGAUGAUGACGUCAACACGAUGGGCUACUGUGAAGAGAUCCCCGUAGAAGAGAAUGAAGUGAAUGACAGCUCGUCCAAAAGCAGCAUAGAGACCAAGCCAGAUGCCAGUCCACAGCUGCCCAAGAAAUCAAUCACCAACAGCACGCUGACGUCCACGGGAAGCAGUGAAGCGCCCGUCUCGUUUGACGGGCUGCCCCUGGAGGAGGAGGUGCUGGAGGGCGAUGGGUCCCUGGAGAAGGAGCUCGCCAUCGACAACAUCAUUGGGGAGAAGAUCGAGAUCAUCGCGCCUGUCACCUCCCCCUCGCUGGACUUUAAUGACAAUGAGGACAUCCCCACCGAGCUCAGUGACUCUUCUGACACCCACGACGAAGGGGAGGUCCAGGCCUUCUACGAGGACCUGAGUGGCCGGCAGUACGUGAACGAAGUCUUCAACUUCAGCGUGGACAAGCUCUACGACCUCCUAUUCACCGACUCGCCCUUCCAGAGGGAUUUCAUGGAGCAGCGACGCUUCUCAGAUAUCAUCUUCCACCCGUGGAAGAAGGAAGAGAAUGGAAACCAGAGCCGAGUGAUUCUUUACACCAUCACCCUUACCAACCCCCUGGCUCCCAAAACUGCCACCGUCAGGGAGACACAGACCAUGUACAAGGCGAGCCAGGAGAGCGAAUGCUACGUGAUCGACGCCGAGGUCCUCACCCACGACGUGCCAUACCACGACUACUUCUACACCAUCAACCGCUACACUCUCACGCGCGUGGCUCGGAACAAGAGUCGACUCAGGGUCUCCACAGAGCUGCGCUAUCGAAAACAGCCCUGGGGGCUAGUGAAAACUUUCAUCGAGAAGAACUUCUGGAGUGGGCUGGAGGACUACUUCCGCCACUUGGAGAGCGAGCUGACCAAAACGGAGAGCACCUACCUGGCUGAGAUGCACAGACAGUCUCCCAAAGAGAAGGCCAGCAAGCCCCCGACGGUGCGGCGGAGGAAGCGUCCCCACGCCCACCUGCGGGUGCCGCACCUGGAAGAGGUGAUGAGCCCCGUCACCACACCCACGGAUGAAGAUGUGGGCCACAGGAUCAAACAUGUGGCAGGUUCCACGCAGACACGGCAUAUCCCCGAGGACACCCCUAGCGGUUUCCACCUGCAGAGCGUGUCCAAGCUGCUGCUGGUUAUCAGCUGUGUUCUGGUGCUGCUGGUCAUCCUUAACGUGAUGCUCUUCUACAAACUCUGGAUGUUGGAAUACACCACCCAGACCCUCACUGCCUGGCAGGGUCUAAGGCUCCAAGAAAGGUUACCCCAGUCUCAGACAGAGUGGGCCCAGCUCUUAGAGUCCCAGCAAAAGUACCAUGAUACUGAGCUCCAAAAAUGGAGGGAGAUCAUCAAAUCCUCGGUGAUGCUUCUUGACCAGAUGAAGGACUCACUCAUCAAUCUUCAGAACGGCAUCAGGUCCCGUGACUACACGUCCGAAAGCGAAGAGAAGAGGAACCGCUAUCACUGACAAGGCAGGAGCAGGGGUGUCUGCUGGAGGCCUGUGCAAUACCUGUACAUAGACCAUAUAAAUAUAUAUAUAAAUAUAUAUAUAUACAGAAUAUAAAUAUAUAUAUUAUAUACAGAUUUUAAAAAGAGAUAAUGCCUACACACCAGGGAGAAGGAGCGGGACCGCCUCCUGUGCUGGCCGACGGAGGGGCCGAGGAGGGCAGGGACCACCUCUCAGCACCGACCUCCCCUGAUCCUCCUCCUCCCCAUCCUCUCGUCCCCACCCUUCCCCUCGCUGGCCGUCUUGGCUCUGAGAAGGGAAAUGUUGUUGAGCCAAAGUUAUGCCUGUGAAGACCCCGGGGUGGUGGAAAAAAGUCUCCAGGGGGCAUUGCUUAAGGUGCUUCAUUCCCUAAUCCCUUCUUGAUUUGUUUCCAAAAUAAAAGAGAAUCUCUUCUUCCCCAGCUUCCCCAAGUGUUCUCUUGGGAACAGGAAGCAUCAAGGGCAGGAGCCCAUCCAGACGCUACCGUAGGAGGUCCCCCACCCCCCCACCCCGCCCCACACAAGGACCACCCACAGUCAGGUGGAGAGGACAGCUGAGAAGGCUGCUCUUGGGGGGCUUGGGCUGCAGGCCCUGAGGGCUUACGCUCUGAAGGCCAUCCUCGUCCAUCGCCCUCUGCGCCUUCCUCUAACCAAUAAGGGCUGGUGACUUCUUCCUUCCCCCCCCCCCUUCUCUCUGGUCUUUUCCCAGGCUGGAUCUGGGUGAAGUGUCCCUUUUUAGUGCCUAAAGCCCUAUUUUUUCUCUGUGCCCUAAGAGCACAUUGUUUAUUAGUCAGGGUGGAGCAUUUUUGAUCUUGCUAAACCUCUUUUAGUGCUUAUAAGCAAGUCAGGUCUGGGGCUCUAACCCCUUCACUUGGAGCUGUCAUUUGAUUUCCAGGCCGAAUCAGGGUGUUCUAGGACCUCCAGGGUUGGAGAGAGUGAGUGCAGUAGCCGUGUACGGAUUGCAGGGUCUCGCCACAGACGGCUGUGUGAGCAGCACUAACGCUCUGGCUGCAGCAUCUUCACUCUCAGUGAAGAGCCCGCCUAGUCGAGGGAGACAACUCUCUGAGAUACUUUGCACAUGGAGGAAGACUUCAGCUGUUGGAGGGAGUGGAUUUGACAAAGGUGCAUGCGUUUGGGCAGCAAAAAGCCAGAUCGAGUCUGCCCCACUGGGGGCCAUUCCAGAUCCUGUUUCUCAGACUUGGGAGUGGAAGGUCUGGCAGAGGGAGCAAAGACUCCUCUGGUCUCUGCCCCCAGAGGUAUGAGGUCACUGAGGAGGACAAAGAAGACCAUGGUUUAGGAGAGUGAGCUAUCUAGGACCUUUUCAGGAUGGGCUCACAGAACCCAUGAUUUAUCAGACCACUAACUGCUCUUUCUCCAUGUAAUGACCCAAGGAGUCCUGCCAGCCCCAGGCAGAGCUGGCAGAGGUCCUUGAUCAGGAAAGGAGCACACCGGUUUGGCAAGGAGAGCUCUUCCAGAUUGCUUGUUUUAGAGGACGUCUUGAUGGAAAGGGCGGAGGAGAGGAGGAAGACGCAAUCCCUGACCCAGCCCCAGAGAAGAGCAUGCUGCAUUCUCUUGGUCUGGCCUGGGCAUCCCACUUUGGCAGGUGAAAAACGUAUUUGACUUUUCAGUCCAUCUGAGCAGGAUGAGAGGACAGAGGUGAGCCCAGGCCAUCCCCCAAGGGGACUAGGAGGUUCAUGGGGACCAGGAGAAUUGAUAUCCGUCCUUCAGAAAAGGAAAUAAGGUGGACUCUCAUCCUCGUGAAGGGCGCAUGUGCCCACAGACCAGCAGGUCCUUAUACUCCUCUCCAGGAAUUUGAACGGGAGACCCUGGGGAGGGUCAAGGCUCAUGGGCCCUGAGCCAAAGGAGGAGGAACAAUGCAGGCUGCCAGGCAUUGCCCUGCUGGAGUAGCCAGACAUCAGAAUUAUUCCCAGAACUUUUGAAAGGAAAAAUGACCAAGUCUCUCAUUCAUUCUCUAUAUAAUUAUUUAUUUAUUUCACUUCCUGAGUUAUUAAAGGUACCAGGGUGGGACUUUCUGGGUGACUUAAAAUGAGCUCUUUGCUGGGAUUAAAGUGGUGUCAGUAAGCCUGGCUGCUCAGAAUUAUUCCGCUUUUGUGUCACCUCGGAGGCCCAUUCUAGGGAGGAGAUGGUGACAGGGAGGUUUGUUCAAGGAGCUAUCUGGAUUUCUGGGGAUUGGAACCCAAGCAACAGUGUGUACACAGGUGGGGGGAGCUUCCCUUGGCCUGCCUCAUCGCUAAGAAUCAUGGAUCUUGUGUGGGCCCUUUCUAGUCUAAUGAUUUUUUGACUUUCAAACCAGGAGAAAACUAGCACCUCUUCACUCCCAGCCACAGGCUCCCCCCCCCCCCUUAUUCAAUAAUCUGUCAAAAAGAAAGGCCUUCCCCCUUGCAGAGAAGGCUGGGAGUGAAACCGUCAAUAGCAUCGAAACUCGUGGCUGGGCGCCUGGCUUCUAACUCUGUGUAAGGGAGCAUUGAAAGCACCACUUUUUGUUAUUUCUCCCAGCCAGGGCUUUUUGUUCAUUUUCUCCUGUAAGAACGCAGUCAUUUAGAGGAGGCUUUCCGUGAGGGUUCCUAUGGUGAGCUGUGUGAGAGCUUGCACUGAAUGGUGAGACUUAGCAGUUUCUAGGCAGGUGGGAACAGCUUCAGGGUCUGCGUUUCUACCCCAGCUGACUGGGGCGCGAUUGGCACGCCUGGUGUGGGAGAGGCCAGUCAGGUCUGUAGCUCUCUCCAUCCCCCCCCCCCCCCCCCCGGGACAAAGGGAUGGCAUCCCAGGACAGCAAGACUGGCAACGCGAAUCUCUCUGUCAGGGCCCUGGGCUGAGAGAGCCGGCAGACCUGGGCCUGAGUCCUGCCUCUGCUCUUGGCGCAGUCCCUCCUGCUCUCUGAGCUUCAGGACUGUCAUUUGCGUUUCAUUUUUGUUUUGUCGUUUAUAGAACUGCACGUGCGGAAACAUGGACGUUCCCAGGCUAGGGGUCGCGUUGGAGCUGCAGUUGUUGGCCUAUGGAGCGCCCUUUGUAACAGGAGAGACUUGAGAUGGUUUAGCUCGUUCAGGGUAGGUUCUAGCUUUGGCACAGUCUUGGAGGCCAGGUCAGAGACUGGCAAAGCUGGCUUUCUCAAUCUUGGAAGGUGCCUCGCCAGGAGAGGACAGGCCUUCUGGACUAGAGCUUCCCUGGUGUUUAGAUGAGUGGGAGGGCAUUGUCUGGGUUCCAGGGUAGUUCAGCUUUCUUCUUUAUGAGCUGGGAGGGUUGGGGAGGGCCAGUGAGGGGAUGGGGGAGGGAGAGAGAGAGAGAGAGAGAUCAGGCUUGCUGUAUUGCUCUGUAUUAGCCUAGGAGAGUGUUUCUUCCUUUGCUGGUCUCAUCUUAGUUUGGGAAGAGUCCUUCCUUUGGACUUUCUCUAAGCUGGGAAGAGGAGGAUGGUGGCGAAAAGGACAUCCUCUUGGAUUGAGCUCCUUGUCUGUCCCUAGGCUCUGACGCCUUUCAUCUGCCCAUCCCCGCCUCCUCCUUGCUGGAGAAAACAGUGGAGAGAAGUCAUUCCUGGUUCUACCCCCUCUCUUGGCUCCAACCUCAUUGGGGUUUGGGUUAAGUGUGAAGCUUUGGCUAAAAUCCUUGGCUUGCCUGAGAGCGCUGGCACUAAGAAGCUGGGAUUUUACAAGGAAGGAGAAGGACCCAGAAACUUCAAGAGAGAUGCUUGGGUAGAUGUGGAUUUUUUCCAUUGCCUUGCCCCUGACCCAAGCUGGGCCCGUGUCCGGUACGUUUGCAGGCAGCAUCUCUAGGGUAAAAUCUUGGAGGAAUGAUGAGGGGAGGAGUCUUUCUGGACUGUUGGUGGUCUCAGCAGGAUCCUUUCUGUGCCAUACCACACAGCAUCUUUAGCUCUGCAGGGCAAGGCCAGUGCUUCCUCCCCAGGGUCCCCCAGGAGAAACAGCGCUCUUCUCUUCCCCCAGGUGACCACGCUGUGGUCUCCCUCCUGCACCCCCCCACUCCAUCUGCCCGCCCCAGUAGGAGGGUUGAGAACCUCUCUUCCUGACUCUCCUCCUCCAACCCUUGUCUCUAGGCUGUGGGACAAUCUUCCCAUCCACCCCUUGACAUCCUUGACCCUCGUCCCCCAAAGUCCAGCAGGCUGGCCCCAAUCCCCUACACCUGUUUUCUUCCAGAAGAUUCAUUUUGGGGUCUGAGAGGAGUGUUUUUCUGGAAGGCCAUCUUUCGACACCCCUGCUUUCCUGAUGUGGAGCAGGAAUUUGCACACGGUGUAGAGAGCUACCCUCCCUACCUCUCUGCCCAGCCUUGUUACCUCACUCCUGCUCCGGCCGUGGCUGUGAUGGGCCUAAGCCAGCUCCCUGUUUGGAUGUUCUGUAUGAAGCUCAGGGGUCUUGGGCAUUGUUUUCUGUUGUGACUUGAGGUCCUCAGCAGGCCUGGGAGCCCAGAGGGAAGCUUUGGCUGCUGGCAAGAAGCACCUGGCCUGCCAAGAGGAGUCGCAGCCAGACGAUGUAGCGGACACGCCAAGGCGUAAAGAACAUUGUCGUCUCUGCCUCUCGGCCUUCCUUGCUUCUCUCAACAUGAUGAGACGCUGCAGACGCAAAGUGGUGGCCGCUGCUCCAGGCAAGACAGCGGUCUCUGUCUGGAGGGCUGGCCCCAGGCUCGGGGGCCACACGCUGAGAUUGCCUAGUGAAAACAACCAUUUUUGCCAACAGUAGUGUGCGGCUCCCCACGUUUCUCUCUCCUGCACUCUCGGGCCAGACCACGCUCUGCAUGGACCAGAUCAUCUUCCCAAACCCAUGGUGCUUUCCCCCCGCCUCAACCUCGACUCCAGGGUGGGGAGGGAUGGGUCAGAGGCCCUUGCGGCCCCUGGAUAAUCCUGACGUGGAGUGGAGAGGGGUGAGGCAGAGGGAGCAGCCCCAAUGCCUGCGCUGGGCUACACAUGGGAAAGAACGGGCUGAUUGCAGUCAAGUCGUCUGGCCGUCUGUAUUGGGAUCUCUAACUGUACUUUGCCUGGCGCUGUGCGCAAGGUCUGAAAGCUUAACUGCUAGUACCUAGAAACAUACAAGGCUUCCCGGUCAAAUCUUAAUGUAAAGUAGCUAGAGCCAUGGAAGUACAGUAUGAAUUAAAAGAAAAAAGUAUUGAUCCACAAUGAAUAAA
Molecule: messenger RNA, 9503 nt
Organism: Sus scrofa (pig)
Lineage: Eukaryota; Metazoa; Chordata; Mammalia; Artiodactyla; Suidae
Source: RefSeq, a predicted model, not a curated record